GACAGAAAGGCUCUUGUCAUUUCCGACAAAGUUUUGAGAUUCUCAGUCAGUUCCGUGUAAAAUUUUCUUCGAUAUAUCCUAUUACCGAACCCAGUUCCUGGAAUUUUAAACUGGUAAUGAGUAAUAACAAAACGCUGAUUCAUUUACUCAAUCGAAUUUUUACAUGUUAGUUCAACAUGACAUUUUUCCCUGAUGUUGAAACCAGAUCGACGUUAAAGUUUGUUUAGUGACUUCAAAUUUUUCAGUUUUGGGAAAAUGGGACGAUUAGGGGGCAAAAAAUGUCGCUUGCUGACCAUGUUAUGGAUGACUCUGGGAUUCUUCCUGGUCGAGAUCGUGGUAGGGUACAUCACAAAUUCUAUGGCGCUGGUAGCCGAUAGCUUUCACAUGCUGAGCGAUGUAGCAGCACUUAUCGUAGCUUUCCUUUCGGUGAAAAUGUCUCCGAAAAAAUGGUCUAAGAACACUUUCGGUUGGGCUCGAGCUGAGGUGUUAGGGGCUUUAGUCAAUGCAGUAUUCUUAGUGGCUCUGUGCUUUUCGAUAACGGUGGAAGCAUGCAAGAGAUUCAUCGAGGUGGAAGCUAUACACGAUCCUAAACUGCUGGUGGUUGUCGGAGCCUUGGGGCUGUUAGUGAAUCUCAUAGGUUUACUUUUGUUUCAUGAGCAUGGCGGUUCUCAUGGUCACUCCCACGGUCGUCUUUCUCACAGUCGGAACAGAUUGACCCAGUUGGCCGUGACAGAUGACAAUGAAAACGACGAAACCUACCCCAGCCCGCCUCCACCGCCACCUACGGCGACCAAACAAAACUCUCAUGGCCACUCCCAUUCCCACUCUUCCGGUCAGAUGAACAUGAGGGGCGUGUUCUUACACGUUCUAUCGGACGCUUUGGGCUCUGUUAUUGUGAUAAUAUCGGCUGUAGUAUUCUGGUUGACCGACUGGAAAUAUAAGUACUACAUCGACCCAUCUCUUAGCAUAGUUUUAGUUAUUUUGAUUCUCCACUCCGUUUGGCCCCUGCUCAGGGAUUCUGCGCUGAUUCUCCUUCAGACGGUACCAACGCACAUACAAGUCGACGCCAUCAAGGGUCGACUGCUAGCGAAUGUAGAUGGCGUUUUAGCCGUACAUGAAUUUCAUGUAUGGCAACUAGCCGGCGAUAGGAUAAUAGCUUCUGCACAUAUUACUUGUCGUAACUUAUACGAAUAUAUGAAAAUUGCCGAGAAGGUGAAAGAGUUCUUCCACAACGAAGGGAUCCACUCGACCACCAUCCAACCCGAGUUUUUGGAUGUACCGUAUCCAAAUUCGGAGGAAGAUCAACAGGACAAUGAAGACUGCGCUUUGCAUUGUCCCAGAAUAACCGAUAGCGAGAACUCUUGUGUUCUGAACACUUGUUGCGGACCUUCUAGACAGGGACGGGAAACACCUUCGCCGGAAGCAACUCCCUACAUGUGCCGUCAGAGGAGCACCCUGAGCAUCCCGGCCAGUCUUCAGCAGAUGAAUGAGAUGGAGAAGGGCGUCCUGUUGGAGGAACACGAGAGCUCCUCCCAGUGCGAGUGCGACAGGUCGCAGAAGCCCUGGACGUACCCCGGUGAGUCGCACUCGCAGUCCUGUGACAAGGUGUGUUCGUAAAUCGCGAAAUAUUGUCGAUUUUCAUGAAAUGAUCAUUACAAUAUUAUAAGAAUGUUGAAACAUAUAAAUUUGGGCUCGUAAACCCGAACAGAACGUUAUCGAAAGAGUAUUAUGUGGAACUCGAUGGUACAAUUGUGGUUUCGUUGUAAUAGAACGAUGAAAAGACUAUUUUUUCCCGUACUAGUGAAAUUUAACCGAAGAAAACUGUCACGGAUUCGUUUUUUUUAUAAUUCAAUCGCUGGAUGAGUGCUGUCGAAUUUUUGUACAGUUUUAAUUUCGAAGAUCCUUAUGGAGGCUUAGUUUUAUUGAUUUUGACUCGAAGAGGGCUAUCGCAGGACAUAACCAUGGAUUUCGUUCUUCGUAGUUUUUAUAAAACGAACUUUCAAAAAUUAUUUUUCUUUCUAUUCAUUUUAGAAUUUGGUAGAUUCCGGAGAUGUUCGCUAUCCCGAAUCUCUCCUAGGCCUUCGAAAGUCAUUGCAACAAUCUUAUUUAUUUAUCGAUGUAAUUGAUUAAUUUUGUAAUAUAAAAUUCGAUAUUCAAAUAAAAAAAUUUAUAGGUAUGUAUUUACGUAUAUAAUUGAAUUUAAACGAAGAUAGCUAGGUCAGAAUUUAGGAACUAUUAGCACUUCAUGCGUUUUUUGGUUCGGCACGAAAUUAUAGAGGAAAAACAAGUCGAGAUUAAUCGAUCGAAGAGUUAAUUCAACAAAAUAGUGAUAUAUUCUUCGUUUUUUUUUUAACUACUUGAUAAUUUCAUAAAAUUGUUCAUUCUAUCGACUAAGUAAUCAAAACUGUCACAUUGUUUGAAAAAUGUUGGUUACGAUAAGACGAAUUUGUUAUUUUUUCUUUAAUAAUUUAUUAAAGGGUUAUUUCAAGAUAAAAUGAUCAUCAGAGUAUUGAAAAUUUGGUUUUUCAACUUUUAAGAUCAUUUCUUUGUUACACCCGAUUGACCUCAAUGAAGUUAUUAUUUCAAGACUAAAUUAUAAUGUUAUCGAUAGAGAGCUUCCACAAUAUAUUUAUUUCAAAAUAUUCAGAGUAAACCAAAGUUAUUUGGUGAAAAAUUAGAGUAUUUAUGUUUUUUCUACACUAAAUAUAUUAUACAAUUGUUUUCAUCAAUUUCAAUAAAAUGUAAAAAUUA
This is a messenger RNA of Harmonia axyridis, 2751 nucleotides long. RefSeq names its product zinc transporter 1 (gene ZnT63C). NCBI's taxonomy places the organism in Eukaryota, Metazoa, Arthropoda, Insecta, Coleoptera, Coccinellidae. Gene Ontology annotation, biological process: zinc ion transmembrane transport; detoxification of zinc ion; intracellular zinc ion homeostasis. The transcript has 7 exons. Gene Ontology annotation, cellular component: membrane. The record is from RefSeq and is a predicted model, not a curated record. The coding region runs from base 256 to 1617 and encodes 453 amino acids. Gene Ontology annotation, molecular function: zinc ion transmembrane transporter activity.